GCGUUGACGUUACGGUUAUCCGGGAACUUGUGUCAUCAUUAGGAGGAAGUUCUUCGAAGAUCAAGGCGCCCGAAGCGAAUUAGGCCCCCCAAAAGAAGUCUUUAUUCCGGGAUAAAACUGAGGAUGGAGGCCAACACGCCGCAGCAGACCGCAGCCAGAAAUGCUUCUGGACCAGAGGAGGAGACCCAAAAGACAUCAACUGCAGCCCAGGUGCCCAAAAAUCUGCCCGAAAUCCGCUUGGUGGUGUUGGGAUGGAGGUGGCCGGGGAAGAGCUUGACAGCCAACACCAUCCUAGGGAGGGAGGAGUUCCACUUGGAACGAGCGGCUGAGUUCUGCGUUACUAGGGAAACGGAGGUAGAGGGCCGCCAGGUGGUUGUGGUGGACACUCCAGGCUGGUUCAGUACUCAGGAUACGCCGCCCUCCUAUAAACAGGAGCUAGUCCGGGGUGCCUCUCUUUGCCCUCCGGGUCCUCACGCCUUCCUGCUGGUCAUCCCUGUGGGCAUGUUCACUGAUGUGGACCGCGCACGCAUCGAGGAGCACGUGAGCCUCUUUGGCGAGCACGUGUGGAAUCAUAUGAUUGUGGUGUUCACCUGGGCGGAGGUGUUGCGGAACAUUUCCAUCGAGAGAUACAUACACAGGGAGGGCAAAGAACUGCAGUGGGUGCUGAGGAAGUGUAAGAAAAGGUUCUUUGUUAUUAACAACUCCAUUUUCGGGGAGAACCCCCAGGUGGGAAAGUUACUGAUGAAGGUCGAGAAGAUGGUGGCAGAGGAAGGGGACCACUACAGUUUAAAGGUGGAGGAGAACCCUUUGGAUCAGAACCAGAAUCCAGCUAGGUCGCCGCAGGAGCUGGGGGCCCGACCAAAACAGAACUCUGGACCGGACCUCUCAAAGACCGUGGAGGCAGAGCAAACCUGCAAUUAAUGAGACCCUGUGUGCUGAUGGACCUUCUCCUGGCCGAGGCGCGGAUAUGAAAACACAGAAACCUGUAGGAAAUGUUACUGACUGUAGAAAAACACAAUAUCAUAUUUAAAGUAAUAAUCAGACAUAUUAGUGUGAUCUUGAGGCCUUUUCAACAACAUGUUGUCCAGAGAUGAUUAUUAUUUUUAUUUUAUCCCAUUAUUUUAUUUGUAUGUUUUAGUAGGAGGAUGUUUUUACCAUUAAAAAAAAGAAGCACAGGCGGUUGCAUACAGAAAGUAGCCGUCAUUAUUGUGGAACUCAGCGCUCCUUAGAGAUGGUGGACACUGACAACAGGAUGGCACUACUAAACUGUCAGCGUUAUUUAAUGUUGGCGAGCAGAUUGAUUUUCAUAUGAUUCCUUUUUGUUGUGACCAAACCGAAUAGUUUAGUUGCGCUGCAAUGUUUCUUCCACUUAACUGUGUACCGCUGGAAAGCACUAAAGCAGUUAUUGACUUUUCUCUGCUGUGUUGCCUUAAAGCACCACUUGUAUUUACUUUAAACAGAUGUUUAUAGUAAAUUAUGACAGAGUGAGCUACUUUUAUAUUACUGUUUAACCUGUUAAAAUGUCAAGAAUCAUUCAUGUUACAUUAACAGUUACUUUGUGCUUGUUUUCUUUUGUUGUUCUUGUACUGUCCUAAAGGUAAUGUCCUUUACUUUCCGACAGAAUAAAUGAUUUUAAGGGA
Molecule: messenger RNA, 1640 nt
Organism: Girardinichthys multiradiatus
Lineage: Eukaryota; Metazoa; Chordata; Actinopteri; Cyprinodontiformes; Goodeidae
Gene: gimapl
Product: GTPase IMAP family member 9
Exons: 3
Coding region: 124-921 (265 amino acids)
Molecular function (GO): GTP binding
Source: RefSeq, a predicted model, not a curated record